AUGGCUGGUUCUGGUUCUAACGUGAAUAUUCUGUAUUUAUCUCUUUAUAUUUUAUUAUCAUGUGUUUACUUUAACUUGGCUUCGGAGAUAAGUUUUGUAACCUGUGGCUCGGUGGUGAAGCUGCUCAACGUGAAACACAAUGUUAGAUUACAUUCACACGAUGUUCGUUACGGAUCCGGCAGUGGGCAGCAGUCAGUUACUGGAGUUACGACAGUAGAGGACAGCAGCAGUUACUGGAGUGUGCGUGGCACCAGUGGGGCAGUUUGUCACCGAGGGACUCCGGUCAAAUGUGGCCAGAACAUCAGGCUCACUCAUGUAAACACAGGGAGAAAUCUGCAUAGCCACUACUUUUCAUCUCCACUGUCAUCCAAUCAGGAAGUCAGUGCAUUUGGAGAGGAAGGUGAGGGCGACCACCUAGAUGAGUGGACUGUACUUUGUUCUGGAUCUCUAUGGGAGCGUGACGAGUCAGUGCGUUUUCGCCACACUGCUACAGACGCGCUGCUCUCAGUGACGGGAGAACAGUACGGCAGACCCAUCCAUGGCCAGAGAGAAGUACAUGCCAUGAGCGGCAGCAGCCAGCACAGCUACUGGAGAGCCAUGGAGGGUGUAUUUAUGAAACCUAGUGAUAUUGUCACCAAAGACUUUAGUGGACCAACACACACAGAGUUCUAACUGUUUUCUCUUCAGCAGGCAGUAUUAAUGACAACACAGCUGUUUAUGUUUUAUUUCUGUUACAGAAAUUACAAUCUCAUUUAUUUUAUACCUCGUACAAGAAAGAUUACAAAGACAGUGCAAUGAUGAACAGAACUCACUGAGUGUGUUUACAUGCACACUAACAUUUGGAUCGUCAGAUUCAUUUAAUUAUUAAAGUGCUCAGUUAAGCAUUAAACAAUGAUUGUUUUAGAUUUUAAGAACUCAAACACCAGGAUUUGAGCUCAUAAUAUGGUACACAAUUCAAGAAAACACUGGGUACAGGGCAAAAAUACAUCCUUGACUGCACUAAUUAAUCAUAGGUCAACACACAUUCACUCACUCACUCACUCAUAGGUGCAAUUGGCAAAAUCACUUCACUUCCUUUCAAAAUAAGGUAAAAGUAAGUCAGAGUACCUGGGAGAAACUCCACAAGCUAUGCCAGCUUGCCACCCUUAUUUACGUGGGAGCAUCCUAAACCACAUACUAAGAAUCAUCUCAAAAUAGUAACACCACCAUUGUUGGUGUACUAUUUCAUGCGGUAGGUGUUUAGGAUGUAGCUCUUCUGUUAUUUAUUAAGAACAUGAAGUGUGGCAGAGGAUUAGAUGAUUUGCACUUUUUAAAACAACAACUUCUAAUGGUUUACCUGUAAAGUGAAUUAAGAGUGGGCUAAUGCGUCCGACAAGUUAGAGCAUAUUAUAGGUUGAACAAAAAGGUGCUUGAACUGUAAGUUAAUAAAUGCACAAAGUAUCAUAUCCAUAUCCAUAUCCAGUACCAUUUGCUUAAAUGUAAUAAUUAAUACACACCUAAUUUAUGAAUCUCCCAACUUAUUUAAUGAUUCUUUUCAGGUGAGUGAGGGCUCUUAUAGGCAUGUAAUUUUCAUGUUGCCAAACUGUAGAUUGUAUGUUUAUGUUGUAAGCAACAUAAGUCUCAAAGUUUUUUUUGUCACUAGUGAAGCAAAUUUUUUUGUUAUCAUAUGUCUCAUGUCUGAAUGACUACAUUUAGACUGACUGUUAAUUGUUUUAUUUUAAUUUGUGGAUAAAUUACUCCUUUCAUACACUAGAAACAUUACAGAAUUGCUGCCUUACAUAAACACUGCAGUGUACAGUAAAGCUGUCUGGGUCAUCAUGCCUUUAUUUAUUAAAUGCAACGACUUUGUGCAACAUCCUUAUCAGUAUUAUUUUUUGGGAUCGUAACACAGACAAAAUAGAUCUGAGCUUUGGUACAUUAAUGGUAACCUUGAGCUCAUUUUACCAAAAUGUAACAAAUAAGGGAUAAAUCAUGAGCAGAUGUGUUUAAUGAUUCAGUUCAGAUAUGAAUUCAGUAGUGAAAAUGGAUUUUUGAGACACACACUACAUUAAUAUACUUUUAUGGUAUUCAGAUAAUUUACAAACCUGAACAGUGUUUGUUGGUAGAUGUUACAUAAUCAUUUCUUACAGUAAAUAAAUUAACAUUAUGAAGUUCAAAUGCUGUAAGAUACUCAAACACUUUUAACCAAAUCAGUUAUUAUGUUGCUGCAAUUAAAACAUGUGUUAUAGAAAGAUAUUUUAGGUAAAUAAAAAAACCAAAACAAUUAGUUCGCUUCGGGAGGGAACACAUUAAAUAUCUGCUCUCUGUUUAUAUCAGUGAACAACACUUCAUUAAACGUUUAACUCUACAACAUACAUUUUUCAAAUCAGAUCUCAUUAAGGGUUUACUUUUCUGUUUUACAGAUGUUUCCUGUUCCAAGUUACAUAUUCCUGUACUAAAACCACAUGCACAGUGUUUAUCUACAACAGUUUGGUGUACCUUUGUAUUUUUGUAUACAUUGUUAUAA
This is a messenger RNA of Trichomycterus rosablanca, 2506 nucleotides long. It is a transcript of the gene sdf2, whose product is annotated as stromal cell-derived factor 2. The coding region runs from base 1 to 672 and encodes 223 amino acids. The record is from RefSeq and is a predicted model, not a curated record. The transcript has 3 exons. Lineage: Eukaryota; Metazoa; Chordata; Actinopteri; Siluriformes; Trichomycteridae.